This is a messenger RNA of Mercenaria mercenaria, 2080 nucleotides long. RefSeq names its product forkhead box protein E4-like. NCBI's taxonomy places the organism in Eukaryota, Metazoa, Mollusca, Bivalvia, Venerida, Veneridae. Gene Ontology annotation, molecular function: DNA-binding transcription factor activity, RNA polymerase II-specific; RNA polymerase II cis-regulatory region sequence-specific DNA binding. Gene Ontology annotation, biological process: anatomical structure morphogenesis; cell differentiation; regulation of transcription by RNA polymerase II. The transcript is spliced from 3 exons. The coding region runs from base 149 to 1357 and encodes 402 amino acids. The record is from RefSeq and is a predicted model, not a curated record.
UACCGUAAAUCUCUUGUAUAAACAGUUAUUCGGGAAAUUUCAAUGCAAACACAUUGGUGUAUUUUUUCAGAAAUUUAACAAAUUGUUUUUACAAAGAAAACCUUAUUGUUUAUUUUACAAUACGACUGUAAAGUGUUAUUUUAGUGAAAUGGAUGUGAACUUUAGUAAUGUGAAUACUGCUCUGACUUUUGUGUGUGAUAUAAACAGAAAUAUCUCGUGCACGGACCAACGUACGGAACACCAGAGACUUUCACCAGUCACCAGCGGCAGUGAUAGCUCGUAUGCGGAUGAUCGGCUAGAAAGUUCCGCUGAAUGUGAAGUGUCCAGCUCCAAUCCUGAUAUAAACAAUAAUGGUAACAGCAACAUCCAGCAGGAUGCCGACGCCCCGGCCAAGUCGAGGAAGAGAAAGAGGCCUAUUCCGACAGGCAAGCCACCGUAUAGUUACAUAGCUUUGAUCAGCAUGGCCAUCGCUAACUCUCCACAGAGAAGAGCAACGUUAAACGAGAUCUACAAGUUUAUAACAGACAGAUUUCCCUUCUAUGCCGACCACAGUAAUCAGAAAGGCUGGAAAGGUUCGAUACGUCACAACCUGGCAUUGAACGACUGCUUUAUGAAGCUUGAACGCCAGUCCGGCAUGAAAGGCCACUUCUGGGCGAUCGAUCCCGAGUAUGAAGACAUGUUCGACCACGGGAGCUUUCUCAGGCGUCGUUACCGUUUCAAGAAUGGGGUUAAGAAGGACAAGACCGCUCCAAAACAAUCGUCGGAUCACGUCGGCAACCCUCAGUUCGGAUACGGAAGUGCCCUUGAUAACCAGCAGCAUGUGUACGGACAACACGCGAAUCUCGUGCAGAACGCAUUGCAUAAGAGUGGCCACAUGACGUCACCAGCGGCGCAACAUUAUCAGCAGCAGCCGUCUUACGCAGACUUUGGGCCUGGAAGUAACGCUUGGAAUAUGUUCAUGAGCAAUAGCAUUCACUUACAUCAACAGUUUCAGUUGCAACAGCAGCAGCAGCAGCAACAACAACACCACCAGCAGCAGCAUCAACAACAACAACAACAACAUUCAGAUUAUCUUCAACACGUUAAGUACGAGGAACCUCUUUCCCCUCUUUCCGUGACGGACAUGUCGUCACAGUCCAGCUCUGAAAGCGGAAGUUCUCCAGAAACCAAUCAACAGUCGUCUUUAGACUUUUCACGUCACGUGGCACUCAGAUCACCAGAAAUCACUAGUCAGCAGACGACAUCUGAUCGCGUGCAGACACCGUCUGAUUUCACAUAUUUCCCACCACCUCCAUAUCCUAUGUAUUUAUGGAAUAAUUACAACUAUUUCCAAGGACAGUAUGAUGAAAUGAAAUGAACUGUUAAGAACAGUUUCUAGCGCCCGCUAUCGAGCGCUUCAGAGCGCCCUCUACAGCCUACGCAUCAUAAAAUCACGGUCCAAGGUCUUGAUACCCCAGUGAAACUGACACUUGAUGAUGUUAUGGUUCUUUUAGUAUUGUUAUUUGAUAUCUCGAACUUGUUUAGUCACCUUAAACAGAGCGUAUCCAGGAAACGACAUGAGGAACGAUGUCCAAAGUUAUUUUUUUCUGUUUUUUUUUUUAUUUUUUGGAUUACAUAUUCUGCCUUGCCUUGCAAUAUAUGCAAAACACAUUUAAAGAAACACCUAAUAUAUUGACAGAAAAUAUUGUACUUAGAUUUGUAAAAAAACAGAUUUAGAAGCUUUUAAGAAGAGGGUCAUUUUAAAUGUGACAGCUCAAUAGUAAUGCGCUUCGUAGACCAACUGAAUAUUUUUAUGUAGUCAAAGAAACAAGUAACUAUUAUGUCAUAGAUCUGAAUUUAUCCCUUUUCUAACUCUGUUGCGUUAAAAAUAACAUUCAUGAGUAAUAGUUUAUGAAAAGAAACCCGCUAGAAACACUACAUUGAGAACAUAAAUCUCGGUAUGAUUGUAUAAACUUUACAAACGUUUUUGAGAAAAUUAUUAGUUUAAAAAGUUAUUUCAGUUUAUUUCUGUAGAUUAUAUGCUUUAUUAUAUUGCUUCUAUCUCAAAAGUACAAAAAAAAAACAAACAAAAAAACAGAAA